Ochotona curzoniae (black-lipped pika) is the source of this 1457-nucleotide messenger RNA. It is a transcript of the gene KCNMB4, whose product is annotated as potassium calcium-activated channel subfamily M regulatory beta subunit 4. The coding region runs from base 310 to 942 and encodes 210 amino acids. The record is from RefSeq and is a predicted model, not a curated record. The transcript has 3 exons. Gene Ontology annotation, molecular function: calcium-activated potassium channel activity; potassium channel regulator activity. Gene Ontology annotation, biological process: potassium ion transport; detection of calcium ion. NCBI's taxonomy places the organism in Eukaryota, Metazoa, Chordata, Mammalia, Lagomorpha, Ochotonidae. Gene Ontology annotation, cellular component: membrane; voltage-gated potassium channel complex.
GGCGCGGGCGUGGAGGCUGGCACGGGGAGCCGGCGGCUGGAGCGGUCGGUGCGCUCCCCGCGCCCGAGGGUGCAGGCGGCUGUGAGGCGGUGGCUGCUCCGGGGGGGGACGCCGCCGCCGCCGCCGCCGCCGCCGCCGGGGGCGUCGCCGGGCUCGGCCCCUUUGUUCUCGCGCGCUCCCCCUCGCCGCCCACUCCCCUGCUGUCGCUCGGCGGCGGCGGCGGCUCCUCCCGCCCGAGGCAGUCGGGCUGGGCGCCGGGGGCGGGAGGGGGCGGGGGGGGAGCGCGCCAGCCGCCCAGAGUGGGGGGCGAUGGCGAAGCUCCGGGUGGCUUACGAGUACACGGAAGCCGAGGACAAGAGCAUCCGGCUCGGUUUGUUUCUCAUCAUCUCCGGCGUCGUGUCGCUCUUCAUCUUCGGUUUCUGCUGGCUCAGUCCCGCGCUGCAGGAUCUGCAAGCCACGGCGGCCAACUGCACGGUGCUGUCGGUGCAGCAGAUCGGCGAGGUGUUCGAGUGCACCUUCACCUGUGGCGCCGACUGCAGGGGCACCUCGCAGUACCCCUGUGUCCAGGUCUACGUGAACAACUCCGAGUCCAACUCCAAGGCGCUGCUGCACAGCGACGAGCACCAGCUCCUGACCAACCCCAAGUGCUCCUAUAUUCCUCCCUGUAAAAGAGAAAAUCAAAAGAAUUUGGAGAGUGUCAUGAAUUGGCAACAGUACUGGAAAGAUGAGAUUGGUUCCCAGCCAUUUACUUGCUAUUUUAAUCAGCAUCAAAGACCAGACGACGUGCUCCUGCAUCGCACGCACGAUGAGAUUGUCCUCCUGCAUUGCUUCCUCUGGCCCCUGGUGACAUUUGUGGUGGGUGUUCUCAUUGUGGUCUUGACCAUCUGUGCCAAGAGCCUGGCGGUCAAGGCGGAAGCCAUGAAGAAACGCAAGUUCUCUUAAAGGAAAGCAUACCCAUGGAGAGCCAAGCACAGAAGCUGCUCGCAUUCACCUGCAGAGCCCAUGUUUUCUGGUGCAGGAGAUGAAAGGGACCGCAACAGGUCUCCAGGAGCUCAUCCCUCCGUGGCAGCAGAAAUGGGCACAAUGGAAGACUUGGGAACAUAGUAGUUCAUAGUCUAUGUGUCAGCUGUGGCUGAAGGGUCAAGUUCUUAGCUGUAUGGAGUGACUGUUCAGAAAACCCUGUAGGAAAUUGAUUUCUUUGGAAAGUAACAGUAUAUUCUUUGUAUAGUGUAGUAUAGAAACUCUUAUGAUUUAUGCUAUUUCAAGUAUUAAAAUAGAGUGAUAUGUGUUCUUUUCUAUUUCCUUUUUUAUGCUUAGAUCAUCAGGCUAAAAAAAAAUCUUCUGGUUUAUAUUUUAUUCUGCUAGAUUAAACUUUUACUUGACAAUGAGAAGUCCCACAGUAUUGUUGACCUUACUGUAUAACCCUCAGAUUCCAUCAUUAAAAAGAGUAUCUUUUG